This is a messenger RNA of Paramecium sonneborni, 1170 nucleotides long. The record is from the annotation of a GenBank genome assembly. Lineage: Eukaryota; Ciliophora; Oligohymenophorea; Peniculida; Parameciidae.
AUGCAAUGUCCAUUUUUAGACCACAAUUAACAAGUAGAGAGAUUUUGUAUAAAUUUAAAUUGUUGUGAAAAAAUGCGCUUAUCUUGCAAUUAAUGCCAUUAAGAAAGCUUUCAUAUUGGUCAUUAAAAAGAUUAACAAUUAAUUUCUAAUUUACCUAAUUAUGUUGAAGAAAUAUCAAAUAAAUGUGAGAAGGAAAUGAUUUAGAUAUUGACGGAAUUGAGUGAUUAAAUUAACUAAAUGAUUUUUUUACUCAAAGAUAAAAUUAGAACAUAGUUUUAAAUCUCUUUAGAAAGGCUAAAGACAUUGAAUAACAUUUAAGUAAAUCAAAUGUUAUGUCAAUUUAUAAAUCUAAACAACGUUAGCCAAGAAAUAAUAGAAUUAAAAGUUGUAGCUCAAAUCUUAUUAACUACAUUAGAUGAAAGAAUUAAAAACCUUGAUUCUAGCCAGCUAAGUUAUAAAUAAUAAUCUUCUUAGGAUAUUGCUGAAGCCAGAUAAUAUUACAUAGAAGGUAAAUAUUUUACUUUAAUUAAGGUUUGACAUUAUUUUAAAAACAUGAUUAUGUAAAAGCCUUGUCUGCAUUUGAUACAUCUUUAAUGAUCAAUCCAAAUUAGAUCAAUGUUAUGUUAUGGAAAGGUAAAAUAAAAGGAUAAUUUUAGGUGAUAGCUUAUAUUAUUGUAAUUCUUACUAAGAUGCUCUUAUGUAAUUCAAAUAAGUUUUAAAAUUAGAUUAAUCUAACAUAGACUCCUUGUAUGGAAUCGGUAUAAAUAGAUUUUAUUAAAUUAGGUAAUUGCUUAUAUAAGUUAAACUAAUAUAGCGAAGCAAUCUGUUGGUUUGAUAAGAUUUUGGUAUUGAACUCAAAACAUGUGAAGACUUUAACAAAAAAAGGUAAAUAAUUUUAUUCCACAUAAAUAGGAGACUGUUUAUAAGAAAUGAACAAUUAUUAAGAAGCUAUCUUUUGUUAUGACAAAGCUAUAUGUGAGGACCCUAGUUAAUUUUGGACAAUACAAUCAAAAGGUUAGAUGAUAUUAAUUUUUAUAGGAUCUUGCUUAUAAAAACUUAAAAAAUAUUAAGAAGCCAUUUCUUGUUAUGAUAAAGCAUUAAUGUUAGAUUAGAAUAAUCAAAUUGUUAAAUCUUAAAAAAGCUAUUGCGAAUAAAUGUUACAAAAAUGAG